AUGGAAGCGAAGAAAGGUCGAAUUAGUAACAAUUCCAAAAAGAUACGGCUUCACACGAUCGAACCCAAUGAAGUACUGCUACCCACUGAAGAAAGUUUGGAAAAUGGAAAUGAAUUAAGUGAUCCUAUUGUGAUGGAUCAUGGUUCGUCAGAUAUAAUUAAACAACCGGACACUCACUCUCCUAUUAAGCUACAUUUGGACUACGCUGGAACGAUUAAAGAUGUGUAUGAGAAUCAAUCUUUAUUAUCGAAUAAACUCACUGAUAUUGAAAAAGCUGACCUGGACCCAGUCAAGCUUUUAACUAUGGGCGCGGAAAAUGAGAGGAAGAUUAGAGGAGUUUUGAAAAAGAAAACUAACAGUAUUAAACCUGGGGCGGUAAAGGAAAUCACAGCGUGUCUGGAUGCCUUGAAUUUUGGCACUCGUUCGGGUAUGGGUCUUCACAUCAAGCGUGCUCACCCCGUCUUCUUCAAUGAUAAUAUUAACACGGAUCGGAAGAAGGAGCGUUGGACUAGAGAGGAGCUUCAAUUACUAGCUCUGAAUGAAGCAUCACUGAUCGCUCAAGGAGGAAAUGUAAGGAUUCGGGACCUUGUCGAUAUGCAACCCGGUAGGUCUAUAUGGAGUAUACGAAAGGCUAGAACAAAAGAACAAUACCAGGAUCUCCUUCAGAGAGUCAUGGAAGGACGUAACGAUGAAGCCGCAGAUCCUAACCCAGCUGUUGCCAUAAAUAAUGGCACCACGGAUAAGCAGGAAUUUCUGAAAGCAGCCAGAAACUUAUGCCAGGAGAUAACUGAUCCUAAUUCAGUAUUGGCUUCACUUUUGGAGAUUGCAGAGGAGGAGGAAGACAUUUCGGAAUCUCUUAACGCAUGGCUCGAUUCAGUGGUGAAUGUGAAAAGCAACAUUUCAAAUGAAUCUGGUGAAAGAUCAUUGCCCGCUAAUUCUACUGGAGUCAAAAAACUGCCACCCAUCAACUCAUUGGUUGACAGACUACGCGGCUCCGAUAACCGGACGGACCUUCAUACAGACGGUAAGAACUCAUAUAAAUGCCCUCGCGACCCGAGUGAGAUUAUCCAGAGGACCGAUAAAAGCGGCGAAAACAAGGACAGUAAAGAGGAAGACAUGGAGCUGUGCGCAGCACCUGUGAGGCCACAGCCCGCCGAAGUCAAGCCGAUGGAGAGCUUCACCGAGCAGUACUUCAAGACCGAUGUCGAGAGCAGGGGGGCAGAGAGCAUCGUCAAGUCCACCGAGUCUUGUCUCAGUGAUGUGCAAUGUGUCAGGACCGUGGAGGAGAAAACAGAAAUAACCGAGGAGAUGUGCUCUAUAAAGACAAGUCUAGUAACAGAAAAGAUACAAUCCUUCUCAGAAAGUUUUCAGGCAUCUCUAAAGCUCAACGAAAGGGUAGACUCCUCCAACGACACGUGCAACCUCGAUAUCGAAAAAAUUGUUCAAUCCGAAGCAGUCGCUAUUGAAAAUGAUUUAGCCGAAGAGGCUGCGAAAGAUCAAAAAGAUGAAGAAAUUCAAUCAGAUCCUAAUGAAGAAACUACAUUAGAUAUAAAAGAGAAAAAUAAAGACGAAAUCAAGGUUCAAAAUGAAAAUAACUCAUUUAUCGAGAAUGAGCAAGAGAAGGCUACUUCCGAAGAAGUCGUAUGUAAUGAAGCUGAAGAGAACAAGAAAGAGGUGGACGAACCUUAUACAGAAACAGAAAACGCAUCCCCCAAAACUGAAAGAGACGAUAUCAAAAACUCUCAAAGUGAGACGAAAAAAACAGACAAUUCUCUCUAUCCGACGGUGGUGGUCAGGAAAGAGGACGGUAGGGAUGUGGAAGCGAUAGAAUGUAAAGAGAUCAAGAAGGAAGUGCGAAUCGUGGAACCACUGGACGUGCGGAGGAGGAGCUCGGGCUUUGUGGCCGAACGGGACAUCACGAGCAUUCUCGAGGACGCGAACGCUGUGCUGAGCCAGGUGGCCGAGCCGCGCUUCCAGGCCGAACCGUCCGAGCUGCGCGUGGCCGUGGUCGGCGCCGGCCCGGCCGGGCUGUGCGCCGCGCGGCACCUCGUCAGCCGGGGCUUCAGGGUGGAAGUGUACGAGCAGUGCCCCGACAUCGGCGGCACCUGGGUCUACUGCGAGGAGCCCGCCUCCACCGGCAGCCACCCCUACCCGCUUCACUCCAGUCUCUAUCACGACCUCUGGACCAAUUUACCAAAGGAAGCUAUGCGUUUUCCAGAUUUUGAUUAUCCUGACGAUGGCACCUCAUAUUUACCCUCAGAAAAAAUUUUACAGUACUUGGUUGACUAUGCAGAUCACUUCAAUUUGCAUCCGGCAAUCAAGAUAAAACAUCAAGUAAAAAGAGUUGCUCCAGUUGGAAAAGGUUGGAGUGUUACAGUAGAAGACUUAACAACAAACAAAGAAGAUGUGUCUUAUUUUGAUGCUGUUAUGGUUUGCUCAGGGCCAAACAAUGUACCGGUCUAUCCAUUAAUUGAAGGCAUUGCUAAAUUCAGUGGUAAACAAAUUCACUCCAGAGAUUAUAGAAGAGCAGAAACAUACACAGGAAAACGAGUUUUGAUUGUAGGUCUUGGACCUUCUGGUUUGGACAUCACUUAUCAACUGGCCAAAACAGCAAAACAGGUAAUUCUGAGCCACAACAAAACAAAAACUCCAGAUAUGGAAUUUCCUCAGGAUGUGAUAUUAAAACCUAAAGUUGCAUCCCUUUUUGAUAAGACUGUUACAUUUGCUGAUGGAACAACAGAAGAAGUUGACGUGGUGAUCUAUUGUACAGGUUACACUUACAAUUUCCCAUUCCUCACAGAGGAUUGUGGUAUAAUAGUUGACCAGUAUGUAGGGCCUUUGUAUAAACACCUUAUAAACAUUGAACGCCCGACCAUGUGCAUCGUUGGCCUCCCUAAGUAUUGUCCUCAUCAAUACAUGGUGGACUAUCAGGUCAGGGCAUAUUUAAACAUUUUACUUGGAGAAAGUAAAAUACCAUCAAAAGAAGAAAUGGUGGCUGAUCUUGAAUCCGACAUAGCACUUAGGAGUUCAGAAGGGCAGAGAAAGAAGGAUUAUCAUAAAUUGAGCAAAGUUAGAACUCAACAGUACAUGGACGAUUUGGCCAAGCUCGGAAAUUUAGAUCAAGUGGAACCUGUAAUGUUCAAGCUGUUUCAUGAUGCUUUCUUCAGAGCCAUAAAAGAUUUUAAAGGAUUUAGAAACUAUGUAUACAAAAUUAUAGAUAACGAAAACUACGAAAUACACAAGAUAGAUGAAAAGGAUAAGUAAAAGAAAGUUUCAGAAAAUUAAAUCAAAUACUCAGAAAAAAAUAAUAUUGAUAGGUUAGUUAUUUGAUAGAGAAAUCGGUGAUUCUAAGUCAUCACUUUGUAAUUUAAUUUUAAUGUAGAAUUAUUAAUAUUUUAGAGUUAGUGAAGUACUCUCAUAAUCUUUAAACAGUAAUUAUUAAAAUAUUUGAGUAGUAUUAUAAAUUUUAAUUUAAUUACUUUUCACGUGUUUUAGUAUUGAUGCAAACUUAUUUUGGUUUGAUUGAACACUUCAGAUUACUUUACUUUAUCUUUUAGCCCGUUAUUAAUUUAUUUUAAAAAAUCGGAUAUAAAUAUAAUUCAUUGAAGUAAAAUAAUUUAGUAAAGAACUUUAUUUUUUAUUUUGCAUGCGAUAGCAUCCUUUUCAUAUAAGGUCUCAACAUCAAAUAUCCAAAUUUAUUCAAUUUUAUUAAAUUUGUAUGGAAUUAAUAUAUUUCUCCUUGAUAAUUUGUAAAAAGUAUAUAAAUAACAUUUGAAUUCAACUGACCAGUUUCUUAAACGUAAUAUUCUUUGAGAAGGUGCUUUUCCAAAAGGUAUAUGCCAUCUUUAAAUGGGGGAUUUCAUUAUCCCAUUUUCUUACUUUGCUAUUUGAAGAAAAAGUAUUACGUGUGAUUAGUUGAUUUUAAAUAUCCCAAUCCAAUGUAGCUUAUAUAUAAUAUCUCUGUACAUUAAAUUAUCCAUGACGCCCAUGGAUUAUGUUGUCUUGAAUUUAAAUAGAGUUAGAGAUAAAAAAAAAUUCAAUUGAAAUCUCAUUUUAGAAUUUCUUGAGAUAUGUACUCUUUUUGGACUGCACCUUCUUCUGUCAGAAUCUUAGUGUUAUUUAAAAUGAGUUAGAUAUUAUGUUUAAAAUAUGUUAUACCGGAAAAUCAGGUUUUAGAAGUAAAUCAAUUUGAACUACUGUUAUUUAUUUUUAUUUACAAUUUGUAUUCAUUUUAAAGUAGCAGAAAACAAUACACUAAAUUAUUCUGGAAACAAAUGAAUAGUCAUUGAUUGAAUUACAAAAAAUUUAAUGAUCUGAAACUUUUGUCAAUAGGAUUACUACAUAUAUUGUUUUAAUAAAUAUUAUGUGAGUAUUAUAAAUUUCUAAAUAUUUGUAAAUAAUGUUUUAUCAUAAACAAAGACUGAUUUAAAUUAUGGUUAAGACUAUUUAGUAGGAUAGCAAGUGUUGCCUCUAUGUAUAUCACCACGAAUGUGUCAACUAAGAAUGCCACUUAUCAUAAAAGCAUUUCAAAAAUUAUAAUUACUAAUUAGUAAAUAUUAUACAUAAUGUAGAGAUCAUAUUUUUAAAUUAUACUUUAAUAGUUACAUUUCAUAUUUAAACUUAAUUCUGUGUUAAAAAAUUAAAUAUAUUUAACAAAAAAAUUAAUUUUUAUGUAUUUAAAUGGAUCAUUGACCUUUUCUCCUGAUUAUAUAAUGAGAACAAGAUAAUGUAUUUGUCUACAUCACAAUAGCUUCCGUGCUCAGUGACUAAUCAAUAAAUCAGGAAAAAUGUUUUAUAUAAAUUUUGACUUGUAUUGUUAUUUUAAAUUUGUGUUUUUUAGUUAUUAAUAUUAUUAUUAUAUUAUUAAUUGUAUUUGAUGUAAUAAAAAUAUGUCAAUGUUGUUUGAAAGGAAUCAUUAAGGUGUGAUGUUUUGAAAGAUUUCCUUGACUUCUAUCAUUCCCUCAACCCUUUUUAGAUAUAAAGAUCAUAGAUAACAUUUAACUAUUGAAAAGUACAUAAAAACAACAACAUUAUAAUGGAAUAAAAAUAAAUAAAUAAAUGCAAGUCUCAGAACAAAUGUGGAUAAAAUAGAUAUUUUUUGUAGUAGAACAAUUAUUUGUAGAAAUCACAUGUGAUUGUAAUAUAUUGCCUUUGAAUUUAUUGUAUUUAUGGAUAGAAAUAUUUAAAAAAAAAAAAAGAAAGAAAAAAUGAAAGAACUAGUGAUGACCAGAUUUAUAAAGUACAUAUUUAAGUAAUUAUAUUUUCACAAAUAUGUAACAAAAAAUGAGAAAUAUGAAGAAUAGAUAUCCUGAACACUAAUUAAAAAAUAAAUAAAAGGUCUAACAAUACUUACACAUAAGUUAGUAUUUAAAAUCAGUAAUAAUUUAAGGGGAUGGAUUAAAUAUAAUUAGUUUCAAUAUUAGGUUUGCUGGUCUCUAUCUAUGCUAGUUAAGAACUUGAAUUCUUGUUGAAUUAAAAACUUGCGUAGGUCCAAACCUCUGUGAGACUAAUAAAAUCGUAUAGAAAAAUGAUUAAUAAAAUAUUUUUUUUGGAAGGCAAAAUCCAAAAUCACCUAACAUUUGAUAUAGUUAGAAUAAAACAUCCCAAUCUAGUCAAUAGUUGGAAACAAAACUUUCCAACAAUUUCAAAGGAUGGAAAAAUUCUAAAUAAUUUCUAAAGUUGAAACAAAACUCCUGCAACAUUAAUUUAAAACAUUACAAUAUAUUUAAUUUGUACAAAUAUAAAAUUAAUUCCAUCAACUCUUUUGGAUUUACACUUUUCUCUGACCUGUUGCGAAAGUCAGCACUUACUCAUAAUAUACUCAUAAUAGUAUCACAAGUAUAAUUUUUUUUCUCAAACACAAUGUUGUAUCGAUAAAGUUUCAAUAUUUUAACUUCCAAUAUUUAACUGAAAGUCCUUUUUUUUUUAUUUAUUGGAAUAAUAAUAAUACAAUCUGCCACAAUCAAGGGUAUUGGGCAGUAAGGCUUUAGUGUACAUUCAUACUAUUAUAUACAAAUUGAGAAAAAAGAAAUAAGAAGAAAACAUCUAAGUAAAAACUAUAUACAAUAUAAUAAUAACAAAAAUAUACAAUACUUGUAAAAAGAAAAAGAAAAAUACAUUAAAAGGAUCAUAAAAAAAAAAAAUAAAUUACUUGUCAUACAUAUUUACAAUAUUUAUGUACAGCCUGGUGAACCCUGAAACAUGCUUUGCCGCUGUCAUGUGAAAGGCAAAGCAGAGCUCAAAGAGAUCCCAGCGCUUCUCUCCCAGUUGCAUCACUGUUUGAAAGUAAAUGGAGGAUGAGUGAGAAUGCUAACGCCAUAUACACUGAGGACUUGAGCGGAGAAGCUAGUUCUAGCCACUGCCAGAUCUCAAAUAGCGUAUUUACAAAGGUCUCGGGGCCAUUGCCGUUUCAACCUUCGUGGAGAAUUAUAUGGAUUGUUGGAGCUGGGGAGGGAUUAGGAUGAUGGAUAAGUUUUUGAUUGACGUUAUAAAAUCUGGAUGGAAUUAGGUCAAGGACAAAUGGGAUGUUGAGAUCAUGAUGUAGGGUUUUAUUUGAGACAUAGUAUGGAGCAUUGACUAUUGUUCGAAGAACUUUGGGUUGAAAGGAUUGGAAGUGUUUCAUGUUCAAAGAAUUAGCUGUCCCCUACAGUUCGAGUCAAUAGAUCCAGAUGGGUUUCAGUGUGGUCUUGUGUAUUAGUAGUUUGUUUUAAAUUGAAAUAUGUGAAUUUCUGUUCAGUAGCAAGAACAGCCCUGGAAGGAACAAUUGAAAAGAUCAGAUCUAAGGAUUAAAUAUAAGGAUUGGGGCAAAUGGAUUUUGAGUUUGAAAAGCAAGCCAUCAAGCCAAACCCGUCCAAAGCCUGAGCUACGCCCAGAAAGGCACUGGUGCAAUAUUGCUUGUUUUCAAGUGGGGAGGAUAUGUGAUCAACAAUCAUCUUGAAUUGUGUCUUGUUGAGCUGUGGAAUGUCCUGAGAAGAAACCAAAAGUAGAAGUAGCUUUUAUGGCAGCUUUAUAAUGAUGAUGAAUUUGUGAUGAUAACUGAGUUGAAAUAUGUUUAUUAUCCCAAAAAUCAUUGACUUGUCAAUAUUUUACACAAUUAUGGCAAAACAAAACAUAAUUAUCUCUCUCAAAAGUUUCAUUGGAUAAUACAUGAAUGUAUGUUGACAAUAUGGCUUUAGAGAUUGAUUUGACUUUUGGUUUUUAACAGAUUAAACAAAGUAACUUAACUAGCAUUUAUCUUCAAGUGCAAUGUAAAAAAUAUUAAAAAUUAAAUUAAAAAGGGAAACUACUUUGUAACUUCACAAUAGAUCCAAUUUGAAAGAGUUUUUGGCUCAGGAGCCUAGCUCAUGUGUUAAGAUACUUUUCUUCAAUGUAUUCUUAAUUUUUUAUUUUAAAUAGGAAUUUCCUUUGUGGACUGAAAAAGAAUGAUGAUACAUGUAUACAUAGAUAUACACAUAUAUAAAAUUAUAUCAUAUAUAUAAUAUCAUACAUAUAUAAAAGUAUAAAUACACUAAAUAUUAAAAAAUAUGUAAGAUCGAAAUAUGUGAAACAGAAGAUACUUUAUUUGCUUUUAAAUUGUAUCAGAUUAAAAACAAUACCACAGUUGUAUAAAAUAUUUUAUUUACUUAUCAGUACUUUACACCAAUUGAUAAAUUUAAUGAACUAAAAAUUAAAAUAAAUUAUAUUUACAAAUUAAGUAGUAAUUCAUAAUUUAAAUACAUUAAUUCUUAGAAUUAAUUAAUAAUUGUUCUUAUUGGUAAGGUAAUUAUUUAAAAGUUUGGCUAUGCUUUGCCGACAUCUGAAUUAUACAAUUAUCAAAAUAAAUUGUACAUCCAAUUAUAAAAUCAGGACUAAAAAACCAGUCAUUCAGAAUUAUUUAUUGCAAUUUACUGUUCACAAGCGGCCUAGUCUUACAUUAAGCUGUGACAUUUAUUUUUAUUAAUUUACGACAAUUAUGAUAAAUCAAAUAAUUUAUAUAGUUUCUGUUUGAAAAAUAUUAAUUAAUUUGCAUUUUAGUUUCUCUUAAUGAUUGCAAAAACCAUGUUAGUUAAUAUAAAACAAGUAAAAAAGUAAAAUUGGUCAUACCUUACAAAAAUGUUAUUAAACUUAAUUCUAUCAAUCUAUAGGAAACCAUAAAUGGAAUAAGUAAUAAACUGAUCUAUUAACAUUACGUUAAUACAUUCCAAUAGAAGUGGUCGUUGUUAUAAUACUUCACAAUAAUGUUAAUUUUAAUGGAUUUAUUUCUUCAUCUAUUACAACUCUCUAACUAGAUAUCUUUUUCUUAUAACUAUUGUUUUGUUCUUUAUAGCUAGGAGUGGAUUUAUAUGUGUGUCUAUGUGUUUUAUAAUCUUUUUGUGAUUUCAUUUAAAAAAAAUCAUGUAACAUUAAGAUAGUAAUAUUUGGAAGCUAAUUUUGUAUUUUUUGAAAAACAUAUUUGGAUUUCGUAUAUUUCACUGGAUUUGAAACAAAUGACUUAUACAUUUUAAAAUAAAAGUUAAUAGGAUUUAUUAUGAAAUCCUAAAAAACACUUAUAAAUAAUUUUUGUUGCCAUCUUGUUUACUACAUUUGAAAGAGCAAAACGGAUAAAGACUGAUCAAAUUUUGAUAUUUAAAUGGUGUCAAUCAUUUAGAAGACAUAACAAUUUUAAUAUUAAAAAUAUUAAAUGUAAUAAUAUAUUGAGCUCUAAAAGGGUAAUUAUGAUCACUGAAUUAACAUAAAAAACUCUUUAGAGAAGAUUUUAAUACAAAUAGAAGGAUAGUGUUGGGUCUGAUCGUUUGUUGUGGUAAAUUAAAGGAACGUUUUUAGGCAAUGAGUUUUAAUUUUACUUGCACCUAACCUUCAGCUUUGUUAGACAUUGAUAUUAUUAUUAUUAAAAAUUGAAUUUCAUUAUGCAUACUGUCAAAUUUGAUUACAUUACACAACUAUAAAUAAAUUAAACAAAUAUAAAUAUACAUUCAUGUUUUUAUUACAUAUAAAUUCGGCCCUUAGUUAUAAUAUAAAUUAACAAACUGACAAAGUGUUACUAGAACUCAAAUUAUAUAACAGAAUUUCUAGCCUUGUAAUAUUGGUCAUUAAAUAGUCUAAAACCUAGAAUUAUUAUUUUAUUUACAUCACUUUAUAGAUAUAAAAUUGAGAAAAUUAAUAAAUUUCUCUAGUACUAUCAAUCGUACCACAGUGACAUGACGGGUUAUUAUGAACAUGUUCGACUGGUUUUGCCGUGAUUUCUCGGAGGUCCACAACUGUAAAAUUAUCUUCAUCAAUGAUUCUGUAGAAAUUAUUUCUAAAAUUUUUGAAAUCUGAGAAUAUUUUAUCAUAUCCAUGAAAGAAUAUACGCAGCAAGAUCUCAGGCAUAGGUGUAAGUCCAGCAGCCUUGCAUAACUUCUGCAUGUAUGCUGGAUUCCUUUCUCCCAAAUUGUGGUAGUCUGCCUUUCUAACACCAUUUUCUUUGAAAGUUUGUUCUUCCAUCCUGAGUUCUUUAAGCAUCAAUUCUUUACUAGGUAACAAUUCUGGUUGGAUCAAAGUUUUGAGAAAAUAUCUCACCUAAAAUAUGAUAAAGAUCUCAGAAAAUAAUAUCUAUAAAUGAAAGAAAUAGAAACUUACACUAUGGUCUAAUUUUUUAUUCAUUUCAUGACUUAUUAAGAUUAAUUUGUAUUAAUUUUACUGAUUUACUUAUUAAUCUUACCUGGAGAUCAGUCAUAUAGAAUAUUGGAGUGAUUUUAAAUAUUCCUAAAAGGGCCAUCGUUUGAUGAUGGAUGUUGAUAGUACUGUUAUAAAGAGGAGAAACAUAGUUUUCAUCCACAGUAAUACCACAGUCUUUGCUAAGAAAUGGAUAGGUGUAUA
Messenger RNA from Nezara viridula (southern green stink bug), 9837 nucleotides. NCBI's taxonomy places the organism in Eukaryota, Metazoa, Arthropoda, Insecta, Hemiptera, Pentatomidae. The record is from the annotation of a GenBank genome assembly.